This is a messenger RNA of Pristis pectinata (smalltooth sawfish), 2746 nucleotides long. RefSeq names its product thymocyte selection associated (gene themis). Gene Ontology annotation, biological process: T cell receptor signaling pathway. The record is from RefSeq and is a predicted model, not a curated record. Lineage: Eukaryota; Metazoa; Chordata; Chondrichthyes; Rhinopristiformes; Pristidae. Bases 87 to 2153 code for a protein of 688 amino acids. The transcript has 7 exons.
AGGGCGGUAAAGAGCGAGAGCUGCGCUCGCCGCACCAGCUGCAGUUUCUUUGGACGCAUCCGCGGCUCAAGGAUAAUCGCCCGGGGAUGGCGCUUACCCUGGAGAACUUCAUCGACUCUCUGGAUCCCACCACCCUCCCGAGGGUUCUGCAGAUUCUCUGUGGAAUUUACUCCGAAGGUUCUAUAUAUGAAGUGCAUGGACAAGAGUGUUGCCUGUCUACAGGAGAAAUCAUUAAGGUUGUUGGAUUCAAAAUAGUAAAAGUUAAAGCAGAGAGUUGUGAAUUCAUUGAAGGGAACAAUUCCCCAUCCACAGUGGAGUGGCCAUUGGAUUAUCCAGGUUUCUUCAAACUUCUUGUUGAUCCAUGCCCAUAUACUAGUUUUAGUGAUAUCAUAAAAUCAGUAAAAAUUGGGGACAACCGCUUGGGUCAUCCUCACUUCCGGAGCAAUGUGGAUAUUCAGGUGAAUGACAUCUUCAUUAAAGAAGGAGAACAUAUAGUGCUAAACUCUCUGGUGGAAGUGGAUGGUGAGGAGUAUGUGAACUGUACAGUGAUCAAAGGAAGCAAAAGCAAAACAUUAAGAAUUCCACUAUCAUACAAAGGAACAUUUUAUGAAUGUGAAGAUGACCAGUUUUACACACUGAAGGAGAUUGUAGAAUGGAAGAUCUCCAAGCAUAGAAGGCGAGUUGUGAAGCUCAUGAAAACAAUAGCCACCUGGGAAGAGAAUCCUUACUAUGAGCAUCUACACAGUGCUGUGUGUCUGCUGCCUGUCUAUGAAAUACAAGCAAUGAUGAAGUUUCGAAGGGAUAUCGUACGCAUACCAUCUAACUUAGAUGUAGAGGUUAAAGAUAUAACUGAAAAUUAUGACCUUAACUCCUUUGUACAACCAUUGUCUUUAACUGAUGUUUUUAAAAGACCAAAUGAAGACUUCCCCCUGUUGGCUGAAAUCAUUGAGUGGCCUGACCAACAGCAUAUUUACAAAUCACUGAAUAUUGGAAAACAAAUAGUUAUUCACUGUAAACACUUAUCCAGCACAAUAAUUGCCUCUGAGAACAGAAGUGAUUUGAAUAAAAAGCAUUUUUUGAUCCCCAAAAGCUACAAGGGUCGAUUUAAAAGAAGGCCAAGGGAGUUCCCAACUGUCUAUGACUUGGAGCUUGCCAUUAAAAACAAUGAAGCCUUGCAUGUCAUUGCAACAAAAGAGUUUGAUUCUGAGUAUGCAGAGUUUGCCUCCGUUUGUGUAGGAGACCAGUUUCUUGUUCAUCAUUGCCAGAGUGUUGAAGUCAGCCGGGAAGGAGAGAAGUGUCUAAUUGAAGCUGUGGCUUGUGAAAAAAUUAUGGAAAAAGACUACGAACAAGUCCUCCUUCCAACAUAUAUGGAAGGGAGCUUUGUCGAAGUCAUCCAUGAUAAAAAGCAGUAUGAUCUUUCGGACAUUUGUAAACAAUUUAGCCUUCCCUUUAAUGUCAAAGUAUCUAUAAGAGAUCUGUCAAUCAAUGACAAUUUAGCUGCCUUGCCCUCAUUACGAAUUGAAGAGGAAAUUGCAGAUCCUUGUCUUCUGAUCAGUUUGUUGGAUAGUCCAACAGAAUGCUUUAGGGUUCCAGUUCAGAGAGUAAGCAUGACGAUUCAAGUAAUGCAAGGACAAGAUGCAAACGUUCCAUGUCCUACACCAAAAACCACCGUGGAAGAGAUCAGUGAAGACUUAUACUACAUGCUGCGGAGAUAUGAAAACUCCACUUUGCUUCCUCCACCCCGUCCUCCAAAAAAACCUCAGUCACCUCUAACAUCGACAACAACAAUGAGGCUGUUUCCACCUCAGUCAAAGAAACAAGACCCUCCUAAAUCUCCAAAGAAUUCACCAACAGGAAUGCCAAGACACAAAGCUAAAUCACAAAAAUACAUCCAUGAUGCAAAAGCAGAGAAUAUUGCUCCUACCAUAAUUAUAGAAUAUGUGAAAGAAAGAACAGAACCUGGUGCAUCAGCAGCAGACACAAUGCUACUGAAAGCCACAAGCCUUGCCGUAGAUGUUGAAAACUUGGAUUUGUCUGACAAACAGGACUAUGAAUAUAUUAAUGAAAAUGAAAUUGAAGAUCUAAGGAAACAAUUAAAUGAAAAUGAACAUCUAAGCAAGAAAAACUGCAAGAAAAAGAGAGAAACCCAGUAAGAAGGAUGAAUUAGCAAAGCAUCUGAGAGAACAGCAGGCAUCUGGUCAGGAAUAAGACUUCUUCUAAGUGAAUUUUCACAACAUUAUUUUUCCAGACUUGAUCUCUAACUGUGAUUGAAUUUCUGUUAAGCUUGGGAUCAUUGAGUUUUGUGGAACAAAUAUUUUAACAUAUCAUAUUAAAAGAAGAUAAUUGUUCCUGUUCAGGCUGAAAAUCUGAAGGUGCCAAGUCAUUCUUCAAUAGAUAGACAGGAAUAGAUAGAUUAAUUUUGGUUAUGUGACUUUAAAUUUUUUUUUCUAUUUUUAUGAUCCUGAUAUAUUGCAAACAAUUGAAAUUCAUCUCAAUAGGAGGUGGAUUUUACUAAAUAAGAAUGGUUGUAUUGGAUGUUAUACUUAAGCAUUAAUUUAUUGGUUUCUAUUUUGCAAUACUGAAGUAUUUAUUUUUAUUUGCAUAAGUAUAUACAUGAUCUACCAGAACCUACUGAGAUAUUGAAGAAUUUCUGUUUCUGAAUGAAUCUAUGUAUUACCAGUGUUUGCAAAUACAUGAAUUAUAUUAAAAUUUUUGUAAAUGCAACUAAAAUUAAAUCAUUCUGUUA